Molecule: messenger RNA, 6371 nt
Organism: Lethenteron reissneri (Far Eastern brook lamprey)
Lineage: Eukaryota; Metazoa; Chordata; Hyperoartia; Petromyzontiformes; Petromyzontidae
Product: contactin-3-like
Biological process (GO): axon guidance; cell-cell adhesion; brain development
Cellular component (GO): axon; plasma membrane
Molecular function (GO): cell-cell adhesion mediator activity
Source: RefSeq, a predicted model, not a curated record
AUGACUAAUUCCCCGCUGUCAGACCGUGCGCUUCGGCGACGUGGACACGCCCGCACCAACUGCGCGUGUCUCCUCCCUCCUCCUGCUGCUGCUGCUGUUCAUCCCCUGCUCAUCGGAGCUUAACAUCAUCAGCACGCGGAUGCCACUGGCCACUACCGCCGCUGCCGCCGCCGCCGCCGCUGCUACUGCUGCUGGGUUUACAUUGAGCCAAUCGCUUCGCCCACCCGACCCACCCGUGCAGUUAUAUCUCGCGCGUACGACUUUAGCAAAAAGGGGGGCUUGCUUGAUGAAGUGAAAAUCAUUUUGUAGCUUCUGUUAAUCGUUCCUUACCCCACCCCCUUUCACUUCCCCCCACAUCCACCCUCUCUUUCUCUCGUUCGUUCGCUCCCUUUGGGUUGUCUCACUCACACACUUAACACACACACCACACACACACAGAGGUAUCACUUUGGCUGCAGGCAGGGCUGAACGAAAGUCAGCGUGCGAAGGUUUUCCCACCCCCCACCUCUCCUCCCCACCACUGCUCGCGGGUGUUGACAGCGGCUAUGCGUUCAAGACCAGCGCUCAAAGUGAACAGGGCGCGCUGCGGUGGAUGGAUCUUUGCUUGAGCACAGUUGGGGUGACAAGAACGCUCGCUUGUACGUCGCAAGCAGACGCCCUGAAUUGAAGGAUUUGAACUCCCAGAAUCAAGAGAAUAAUUGGCACUUGUAUGACGUUGCCUUCACUGCAAAUCAGUCGGAAUGAUGCCACAGACUGAACUCCCUUUCCUCUUGGCCUUCAUUAGUCAACUUGUAGCCCAGGAAAACCGGCAGCAUGGGCCAGUGUUCGUGGAAGAGCCCAGCGACGUGAUGUAUUCGGUGGAAUCGACGGAAAGGAAGGUGGUCUUCAACUGCCAGGCGCAGGGAAGCCCUCUGCCCACGUACAGGUGGAUGAGAAACGGCACGGAGGUGUCUGUGGGGGGUCGCUACGGCGUCGUCAGCGGGGGGCUCGUGAUCUCGCACCCGGCCGAAGGGAAAGACGCCGGCACCUACUACUGCCUCGCCUCCAAUGCCGUGGGGACCGUGCGGAGCAGGGAGGCUGCCCUGCAGUUUGCUUAUCUGGAGAGCUUCCGCACCAAGCACCGGGGUACGGUGGCUGUGCGACAAGGCCAAGGAGUGGUGCUCAUCUGUGCACCUCCGCCGCACUCUGCAGAGCUCGCUUUCGACUGGGUAUUCAACGACUUCCCGAUCACCGUGCAGUCAGACGGACGCCGCUUCGUGUCGCAGGCCACGGGGAACCUGUACAUCGCCAAGGUGGAGAACUCGGACGUGGGCAGCUACACGUGCGCCGUGACCAACACGGUGACGAGCACGCGAGCGCUGAGCCCCGCCACACCGCUCGUCCUGAAGUCCGGCGGAAUCAUGGGUGAGUAUGAGCCGCGGAUCGAGGUCAGCUUCCCUUCGAAGACGCACGUCUUGAGAGGGGACAUGGCUCGCCUGGAAUGUUUCGCCCUCGGAAACCCCGUUCCCCGGAUAUCCUGGAGAAAGAUUGAUGGAGAUCUACCCACCAAGGUCGUGCUGUCCAAGUCGAACGCUGUCCUUGAAAUCCCGAACGUUCAACCAGAGGACACUGGCUCCUACGAGUGCAAGGCGGCGAAUUCCGCUGGAAGGAACACGGCUCAAGGCAAGAUAACCGUCUACGCUCCUCCACAAUGGCUUGAGCCAAUUAGCGAUGUGGAGCAAGGCCUGGGAGACACGCUGCAGUGGGAAUGCAGGGCCACAGGCAAACCACAGCCUGCAUACAAGUGGAUGAAAGAUGGGGUGCUUGUGGGCGCAGAGGGAAGGGUGCGCGUCUUGGAAAGCGGCGAUCUCAUCGUCGGCAACGUGAAGCCGUCGGACAGAGGAAUGUUCCAAUGCAUCGCAGAGAAUAAACACGGACGUAUCUACUCCAGCGCCGAACUAAAGGUCAAAGCAUCGCUGCCAGAUUUCAAAAACAAUCCCGUGCCCAGAAUCACUCCGGCGGCUCGGGGCGGACAGGCCGUUAUUAAGUGCGAGCCAAGAGCGUGGCCCAAGCCCACCUUCUCGUGGACCAAAGGAAACGUUCUCGUCCGCAUCGGAGAAAGGAUAAGCAUCCUGGACAAUGGAAGCCUCUGGAUCGAGAGAGUCCUGGAGGGUGAUGAAGGUGGAUACACGUGCACAGCUGAAAACCAACUUGGAAAAGCCAGCAGCACCGGCUACCUGGAUCUGAAAGAGUCUACACGAAUCACGGUGCCGCCGCUCCCCAAAAUGGUGACGGUGGGACAGAGCGCGGUGAUGCCCUGCAGAGCCGCUCACGACCCUUCGCUCGACAUCAUGUUCCUCUGGUCACUCAACGGGCAGCCCAUUGAGCUGGACAAGGCGAGUGACCACUACCACCGCUCCGAAGUGUGGCAGAAGCAGAAUUUCGGCGACCUGACGAUAAAGAAGAUCCAGCUGAGGCACGGCGGUAAUUACACGUGCUGGGCACAAACGGUCGUGGACCAGGCCGUGGCGACAGCGGAGCUAAUGGUGCGAGGUCCUCCAGGCCCUCCAGAAGGGGUGCUUGCUGACGAUGUGACCGACACAACUGUGGUGCUGUCCUGGAGCCCCGGGCUAAACAACCACAGCCCCAUCACUGCCUAUAAAGUGCGAGGCCGAACGCCCUUUACUGCUGAUUGGCAAGACGUCAAGACGGAUCCAGAAAACAUCGCAGGCGACUCAGAAAUGGUGAUGGUGGUGGGACUGACGCCCUGGAUGGAUUACGAAUUCCAGACAAUCGCCACCAAUCUCCUGGGAGACAGCGACCCCAGUGCGCCAUCCAGGCGCGUCCGGACGUUGGCAUCUGCCCCCAGAACACCUCCAAGUAACAUCGGCGGCGGCGGUGGACACGCUCAUGAACUUGUCAUCACGUGGACGCCCGUGGAGAGAACGCAUCGCUACGGGCCCGACUUCGGCUACAUCGUGGCCUUCAGGGAGAACGGGACGAUGCCUUGGAGGAAAGUCACCAUUCCGCUGGCCGAGUCCUCCAGAUACAUAUACCGCAAUGAGAGCACCAAGCCGUACACGGCCUUCCAGGUCCAGAUCAGGGCGUACAACAUGAACGGAGAGAGCGCCUUCAGCGACAUCACCAUCGUGCACUCGGCGGAAAACGAACCUAACGUGCCUCCAUCAAGCGUGACUGCAAGGAGCCUGUCAUCCAAGGAAGUAGAGGUGAUGUGGAGACCAGUUCCACUCAAUGCAAGCUUGGAACGUGUGCAAGGAUAUGAAAUUGUGUUCUGGAAAAGUGGCGAGAGGGAGGACACGGCGGAGAGGAUCAGGGUGGCUGGCUCGGACACGGCCGCUCGGAUCUCGGGGCUCAAGUGCAACACGCAAUACGAGGUCGCGGCGCACGCCUACAACAGCGCAGGUGUCGGACCCCCGAGUGAAGUAACGACGGUCACCACCAAGAAAUCACCACCCAGCCGACCGCCAUCUGGACUUCAGUUGCGUCGCGACGGUGGAAGAGUGACCCUCGACUGGGAGAACGUCGUCGCGAGAGAAGAUGAGUCUGCGGUUACGGGAUACAGGAUCACGUAUCACUCGCUCGAAGGGACCACGCUGAAGGAGAUCGUGACAAACCAGACAUAUGUGGAGCUGACCUUCCCUGACAGCGAAACGUACGUCAUCCAAGUGAGGGCACACAGCGAGGAUGGAGAGGGCCCCGCCAGUCCCCAGCUCCGUAUCCGGACUAACCCCGACGCAAACGCGGGCAACUCCAGCACAUCGAAGAGAGGCCCGUCAUUGCCGGCGCACGUCUUGUUCAUCAUCCUGGCUAUCGUCCUCACGACACAGGGUUCUCUACCGUGAAUCUGCAAAAUGAAGAUCGCAUCGAUGGAUUUCCUCCCAGCGGAAAAAAAAAAUGAUUCUAAGCUUAUGUAGAGCUUUAGGAACCUGAAAUUGCACUGGACUAAUCAUGGCUUAUUUUAAUUAUUACGAUAUACCUGGAAUUUGCAGCUGUCCUUUAACAAAAAAUGCUUGUUUAUUCAUUCAGCCUAUAUACGAAAACAAGAUGUAAUAAAAAAUCAAAUCGCAGAAACUACUGUACUUUUACUGCAGUAGCUUUGUUUUACAUGUUUUAUACCCAAAAAGAAUCAGCUACGUUCACGCCUCUUCAUUGUGGUCACUGGACAAUGGUCGAGUGUUUCAUGUUCGUGGCAACUUCCAAGUAGCAGACACAUUUUUAUUCCUUUCUGAAUUGAUGUCGUACUAAGUCGCAACGAUUCACAUUCGGAAUUCGCAGUAAUUGCAUACACCUAGAUAUUGAUUUUAUUUGCACAAGUAUGUAUAGUUGGAAAAUAUAUUAUUUGUUCUUUUUAAAGAUGAGCAAUGAAUGUUGGAAUGAUUGACAGUUCACUUUCAAAAACACGAAAGUUCGCUCGUACGUUCGUUUUUCAGUCCGCUUGGUCCUGGUGAACGUCCAGACCCCCCUCUCCCUGGCGACAGACUUCAGCACUACUAUACACUACACUAUACACUACUACACUAUAUACUACUACACUAUACACUACUAUACACUACUACACUAUACACUACUACACUAUACACUACUACACUAUAUACUACUACACUAUACACUACUACACUAUACACUACUAUACACUACUACACUAUACACUACUAUACACUACUAUACACUACUAUACACUAUUACACUAUACACUACUACACUAUACACUACUAUACACUACACUAUAUACUACUACACUAUAAACUACUAUACACUACACUAUACACUACUACACUAUACACUACACUAUACACUACUACACUAUACACUACUAUACACUACUACACUAUACACUACUAUACACUAUUCACUACUAUAAACUACUACUAUACAGUAUACACUACUACUAUACUAUAUACUACACUAUACACUACUACAUGAUACAUUACUAUACACUAUACACUACUAUACACUAUACACUACUACAUUAUACACCACUAUACACUACACUACUAUACACUACUAUACUAUACACUACUACACUAUACAUAACAAUACACUACACUACUAUACACUACUACACUAUACACUACACUAUACACUACUAUACACUACUACACGAUACACUACUACACUAUAUACUACACAAUACACUACUAUACACUACUGCACUAUACACUACUACACUAUACACUACACUAUACACUACACUAUACACUACACUAUACACUACACUAUACACUACACUAUACACUACUACAUUAUACAAAAACUGCACUAUACACUACUACACUAUACACUACACUAUACACUACUAUACACUACACUAUACACUACUGCACUAUACACUACUACACUAUACACUACACUAUACACUACUACACUAUACACUACUACACUAUACACUACACUAUACACUACACUAUACACUGCUAUAGACAGACUCUAGCUCUUCCUGGGUAAUUCCCAGGCCUGCCGAGCGACAUCGUCCCGCCAGCAGCAGCAGCAGCAGCGUGUCCCGGGGUCGGCCCGGGGUCUUGGCCCAGUGGGACGUGCUGCUGCUGCUGCCCGGUAGAGUAUGAACGGAGAAUAUGAACGGGGAAUACACGAUAUUUCGUGGAUUAUAUCGCGUCAUUCUUUUCUUCUCGGCAGCUUGUAGUAUGGAAAUGGAAAUACACGUUUCUUGAGCGGCACUCCGUUUAUUACAAGAAAACAGAAGGUUUUGGCAAAGGUUGAAAUGCCGCAGUGGAAGAUUGGCUACACACACACACACAUUACAUUGAAACAGGGGGAAGCAUUUACUUUCAUCCUCGCGAAUGACAACAUCCAUUCGAGCGGGUGAAAUUCUAGACCUACUCCAAAGGCUAAGCUUUGCAUCUCAGUAUCACCUCCAGCAUCUACCCCGAGUACUUAUCACUCGAUCAACCCCGUGUGAUCAACCCUGUGUUGAUUAAUACUGUGUCGAUAAACCAUGUGCGAUCAAUCAUGCGUUGACCAGCCCAUGCGUUGAUCAACCCGAUGUUAAUCAACCCUGUGUGGAUCAACACAGAUUUUAUCAACCCUGUGUGAUCAACACAGUGUGAUCGAUACUGUGUCGAUAAACCAUGUGAGAUCAAUCAUGUGUUGAUCAACCCGGUGUUCAUCAAGCCGAUGUUAAUCAACGCUGUGUUGAUCAACCCUGCGUGAUCAACUCUGUGUGAUCAAAUUUGUGUUGAUCAACCUAGUGUGAUCGAUACUGUGUCGAUAAACCAUGUGCGAUCAAUCACGUGUUGAUCAGCCCAUGCGUUGAUCAACCCGAUGUAAAUAACCCUGUGUUGAUCAAGCCUGUGUGAUCAACUCUGUGUUGAUCAACCACGUGUUAACAUCAACAGACUGGUUUGAAUUCACAU